CAUUGACCAGGACUUGUUUUUCAUAGGCCCAGUGAACUGACUUCCAUUCAAGCAAAUGUUGAAAUCAGUUUGCCAGGCUACACUACUUGCAACCACAAGAAGGAGAACUGCAACUUUCCUGCAAGCCUGUGUUAUCAAUAACCACCACCAGGUCACUAGCCCUCGUAUCACCCGAGCUCUCGCUACCAGUGCGAAUGCUUCUUUGAUACCUGAAACUCAUUUGAGAAGCUACGGGCAGCCUGUUUUCGAAACUCAUCCAUAUGCUCUCGAGAAAAAUGAACUCACUCCCGGGGUAUCUGCUCUUGAGUAUGAAUUGAGACGAACGGCGCUUAUGAAUUCUCUGCAUGAAGGAAGUCUGGUUGUUUCGUUAGGGUAUCGAACUCGAUAUAUGUCCAACAAUGUAUUCUACCCAUUCCACCAGAAUACCGACUUUUGGUAUCUAACAGGUUUUAACGAACCAGAUGCUGCUGCCAUCCUCGAAAAGGACUCCUCGCCUAAAGGGUACAAAAUGACCAUGUUUGGUUUGCCCAAAAAUCCAAGCGUCGAACUUUGGGACGGUCCAAGAACAGGAUUGGAUGGGAUCAUUGAAAAAUUUGGAGCGGAUGAGGCAUUCAACUCCAUGCAAUUUCCAACUCGCUUGAGGGAAGCCAUCAAUAAUGCCAAAUGUAUAUAUGUGGAUACAAACAUGUCAUCAGGAUCUAUCUUGUCGUCCUCUGAACCUGCAAAAAAAUUAAUAUCAUAUGGAAAGACAUCCAAACCAGUGAAGCAAUUAAGCCCACUUGUGCAAGAAUUCAGAAACGUCAAGAGUGAAGCGGAAGCUAAAGUUAUGAGACAAUCGGGAGAAAUUAGCAGCAAGGCUUUCAUUGAGGCUAUGAAAUUUACAAAGCCUGGUAUCACCGAAGGGCAGUUAUGGGCAAAGCUGGACUUUGAAUGUCGAAUGAGAGGAUCGAGUAUGUUAGCUUAUGUACCAGUAGUUGCUGGAGGUCCCAAUGCACUAUCUAUGCAUUAUGUAAGAAAUGACAUGAAGUUAAGGAAUGGUGAUUUGGUUUUGGUUGAUUGUGGUGGAGAAUACAAUGGAUACGCAAGUGAUAUCACACGAACAUGGCCUGUCAACGGGAAAUUCUCAGAUCCACAGAGAAAGCUAUACCAAGCCGUCUUGAACGUCAACAAAGCCUGCAUAAAACUUUGUACGGAAUCUCACAAUAUGUCACUCCAUGGCAUUCACGACGUAUCGGUACGAUUAAUGAAGCAAGAGUUAGACAAGAUCAACUUUCACGUCAAGACUGGGGACGUGGAGCGUAUUUUGUACCCACAUCACGUCGGUCAUUAUCUAGGAUUGGAUGUACAUGACUGUCAUGACUUGGACAGAUCUCGACGACUGAGGAAAGGAAUGGUCAUUACCAUCGAACCUGGCCUUUAUGUACCAUAUGAUGAUCGUUUUCCAAAAGAAUACCAGGGAAUUGGAAUUCGCAUCGAAGAUAAUGUUUGCAUCGGGAAAGAGGACCCUUGGGUCUUAACUGCCACUGCUCCUAAAGAGAUUGUUGACAUCGAGUUCUGUUGUGAAAGCUCGUAAACCUUGCCAAGCUGUUACCAAAAAAACCAAUGUCGUUCCUCUAGGUAUGGUUUAGCAAGCUAAGGUCUCAAAAGCGGUCUCCACUUCCAUUUACUUCUCCGU
Messenger RNA from Umbelopsis ramanniana AG, 1675 nucleotides. RefSeq lists its product as uncharacterized. The record is from RefSeq and is a predicted model, not a curated record. NCBI's taxonomy places the organism in Eukaryota, Fungi, Mucoromycota, Umbelopsidomycetes, Umbelopsidales, Umbelopsidaceae. The coding region runs from base 56 to 1573 and encodes 505 amino acids. The transcript is spliced from 10 exons. Gene Ontology annotation, molecular function: metalloaminopeptidase activity; manganese ion binding. Gene Ontology annotation, cellular component: mitochondrion.